UCUUCCGAGGCUGAACAAUGGCUAGCAUAUCAGGAUUAAAAUGAGGGGAUAGGAAGAUUUCUCCAAAUUUUCGGACAAGUUUUGCAGAUGAGAAUAAAAGGGAAGUAGGUUGAAAUGGUGUACCUGAGUAGAUGCUACCCGGAGAGCCGACAGCUACUCCUGUUCAUGGUAAUUCUAGCAGCCUGGGAGUCCGGAAGCGGCCAGCUCCAUUACUCGGUCCCCGAGGAGGCCAAACACGGCACCUUCGUGGGCCGCAUCGCGCAGGACCUGGGGCUGGAGCUGGCGGAGCUGGUGCCGCGCCUGUUCCGGGUGGCGUCCAAGGAGCGCGGGGACCUUCUGGAGGUAAAUCUGCAGAAUGGCAUUUUGUUUGUGAAUUCUCGGGUCGACCGGGAGGAGCUGUGCGGGCGGAGCGCGGAGUGCAGCAUCCACCUGGAGGUGAUCGUGGACAGACCGCUGCAGGUUUUCCACGUGGAGGUGGAGGUGAAGGACAUUAACGACAACCCGCCUGUGUUCCCCGCCACACAAAAGAAUUUGUUUAUUGCGGAAUCCAGGCCGCUUGACUCUCGCUUUCCACUAGAGGGCGCAUCGGAUGCAGACGUCGGAGCCAAUGCCCUGCUCACUUACAGACUGAGCCCCAAUGAGUAUUUCUCACUGGACAUACCACCCCGCCACGAACAGGUAAAGCCUCUUGGGCUUGUCUUACGGAAACCUUUAGACAGGGAGGAAGCUCCCGAGCUAUAUUUGUUGCUCACCGCCACCGAUGGAGGCAAACCCGAGCUGACCGGCUCCGUUCAGGUAAUCAUCACGGUGCUGGAUGCCAACGACAAUGCCCCAGUUUUCCACCGGACGCUUUAUACGGUGAAAUUGCCGGAGGAUGUUUCUAUUGGGACGCUGGUAAUAAACGCCAACGCCUCCGAUGCGGACGAGGGCGUGAACGGAGAGAUUAUUUACGCAUUCUCCAGUGAUGUUUCUCCAGACAUAAAAUCCAAGUUCCACAUAGACGCCGUGAGUGGGGAAAUUACGGUGAUAGGACUGAUUGAUUUUGAAGAAAGUAAAACCUACAAAAUUCAAGUAGAGGCAGUUGAUAAAGGCUCUUUGCCCCAGGCUGGUCACUGUACCGUUCUUGUGGAAGUUGUGGAUGUUAACGACAACGCUCCACAGUUGACUGUCACUUCCCUGUCUCUCCCUGUCUCUGAAGACACGCAGUUGGACACAGUCAUUACUUUGAUCAGCGUUUUCGACCGCGACUCUGGUGUCAACGGACAGGUGACCUGCUCCCUCAUGCCUGAUGUGCCCUUCAAGCUGAUAUCCACCUUCAAGAACUAUUAUUCCCUGGUGCUGGACAGCGCCUUGGACCGGGAGAGCUCUUCUGGCUACGAGGUGGUGGUGACCUCCAGGGACGGGGGCUCGCCCUCGCUGUGGACCACGGCCACCGUGUCCGUGGAGGUGGCCGACGUGAACGACAACGCGCCGGUGUUCGCGCAGGCCGAGUACACGGUGUUCGUGAAGGAGAACAACCCGCCGGGCUCCCCGAUCUUGACGGUGUGCGCGCGCGACGCGGACGCGCAGGAGAACGCGCGCGUGUCCUACUCGCUGGUGGAGCGGCGGGCGGCGGUGGUGGAUGUGAACGUGUACCUGAUCAUCGCCAUCUGCGCGGUGUCCAGCCUGUUGGUGCUCACGCUGCUGCUGUACACGGCGCUGCGCUGCUCGGCGGCACCCACGGAGAGCGCGUGCGGGCCUGGGAAGCCCACGCUGGUUUGCUCGAGCGCGGUGGGGAGCUGGUCGUACUCGCAGCAGAAGGGUCAGAGGGUGUGCUCUGGGGAGGGCCUGCCCAAGACGGACCCGCCCAAGCCGGACCUCAUGGCCUUCAGUCCCAGCCUUCCACCAUGUCCAGAACCAGGAAAUGUAGACAAACUGCAAGGUUAUACCUUAGAGGAUGGCAUUCAUACGAGUAAGUGCUCCUUUUCUCCCAUGAGAAAAUUUCACCAUUCGUUUUUACUCUUUGUGACGAAGGAGAACACAGAAAAAUGA
Fukomys damarensis (Damara mole-rat) is the source of this 2031-nucleotide messenger RNA. Its product is annotated as protocadherin alpha-7-like. The record is from RefSeq and is a predicted model, not a curated record. NCBI's taxonomy places the organism in Eukaryota, Metazoa, Chordata, Mammalia, Rodentia, Bathyergidae. Gene Ontology annotation, biological process: homophilic cell-cell adhesion. The coding region runs from base 115 to 2031 and encodes 638 amino acids. The transcript is spliced from 4 exons. Gene Ontology annotation, cellular component: plasma membrane. Gene Ontology annotation, molecular function: calcium ion binding.